Messenger RNA from Heterobilharzia americana, 393 nucleotides. NCBI's taxonomy places the organism in Eukaryota, Metazoa, Platyhelminthes, Trematoda, Strigeidida, Schistosomatidae. The record is from the annotation of a GenBank genome assembly.
AUGGUCGGAGUCACGCCUUUGGAGUCGAAGAUUAUUAAACAGGUUGAGUAUUAUUUCGGAGAUGUAAAUCUGUCACGUGAUAAGUUCAUGCGAGAAGCUAUUAAACAAAAUGAUGGAUGGAUUUCUAUGGAGACUAUGAUGAAAUUUAAUCGCCUAAAGUCGCUUUCAGAAGACGCUGAGUUCAUUAAAAAGUCGUUAUCAAAGUCGGAUUCCGGGUUGGUUGAAGUCGGAGCCAAUGGCCUACGCCGAAAUCCUGAUAUGAAAGUCCCAGAAACAUUCCAAUCGACCAUGGAAAACUUCAAAGAAAACAGCGUUUACGUUAAAGGCUUUGCCCCUGAUGAGCAUCUGGAUCAAAUCAUCGAGUGGUUAGAGAAACAUGGGGGAAAACCCUAG